CAUUUUAUUGAUUGACUCAGUGGUAGAAUAGCAUUGUAGUUGUAUUUCCCCAUGUAGAUACCAGGCAUCACGUCAUAUUUCCAGCAUCCACCAGCGAGAUAGAUCACGUCCGGAGAUCUGUCUGUACACCAAGAUACACUUUUAAUCAACCUUCAGGUGUGCACAGACCCAGGGAAGCAUGGCGACUGUAUUCUUACUGACGUGUCUAGCAGCACUCUUCGGCCUUUCCUCGAGUGUAGUCCUUAGCUGUCCCGGAAGUUGUGAUUGCGAUCUAACGAACGGUAAAGUCGAAAAUUGUUCCGGAGUAACAGACUUUCCGGAAAAAUUCCCGAACGCGUCCUUGAUAAAAACAUUAUGUAUAAUAGGAAACAAUCUGACUAGUCUCACUACAAGACUAUAUAUCUUUAAGAAUCUUGAAACUCUGCAAAUUACUAGUAGCGGUGUUGAAAUGGUAGACAAUGAUACUUUUCAAGGAAUGGACAAAUUAAAGUGGAUUAUGAUGAACAAGAAUUUGUUCGAGUUCGUAAGACCCGGGACCUUUGUUGACCUACCAGUGCUAACCACAUUAGAACUGCCAAACAACAAUAUAUCCACGUUGGACGCCCAUACAUUCUGGAAUAUGACUAAUCUUAAAAUACUAGAUCUGUCGUAUAACAAGAUAACUGUCAUAUAUUCUGACAGCUUUGGACGUCUUCCCAACGUAACAGUUCUGGACCUAGGACACAACCAAUUGGCAACAGUGCCGAAGAGAAUUCUACAAAACUUUCCGAGGUUAUACGCACUCACUCUUUCCGGAAAUCGUAUCAAGACCGUGAACGCGUACGAUUUUACCCACUGCCUAACCCUCAGGUCAUUGUAUUUAUCGGAUAAUCAAAUUUCGAUAUUAAGCGACAAAGCAUUUGUUGUUAACGAAACCGGAGGCAACCAAUCCUUGAAGAUCAACUUCAUCUUUUUAGGAGACAAUAAGUUGACCGAGUUCCCACCGUUAAACAACUUAAAUCGCCUGCAUGGUAUUGUUUUAAGUGGCAAUAUGAUUGACUCUAUUCCCUCCGACGCAAUGAUCGGAUUUCCAGGUCUUCUUCAAUUUAGGAUGUCUUAUAAUCUCAACCUGACAGAUAUACAACCAGGUGCUUUCCGAAUGUUAAAAUUGCUCAAAACAAUACAUAUGAAUGGUAACAAAGGCUUGCAAAGUCUCCCGGAUGGUUUAUUCCAAAACCAGAAACAAUUACAUACACUAUUUCUAGGCAACUGUAACCUUACAACUUUCCCGGAAAGUCUUGGGAACUGGGACCACUUGAAAGUGUUAAACCUAAUAAACAAUCCGCUCCACUGUGACUGCGCGCUGAAAUGGCUUUCAAAGCCGCAUGCUUGGAAUCAGCCUGCGAACCAAAACGUAAUAUCGCAGCUGAUGUGCGCAAGUCCGCCAGAGUUUAAACAUAAGAGUGUGUGGGAUCUUAAUGACGAUACUUUACCUUGUGUUGACCACACGGAAGUGUCCAAUAGGAUCACGAACGGUAUUAUAUUCGCAAUUGUCGCGAUAGUGUUGAUUGCGAUUGUUGCUAUCAUCCUCCGGUUCCGCCGCACAAUGGUUUUGCGGUGGAGGUACUACCGUUACGCACGCCAGACAGAUGACGUUCCCUUUACUGUGGACAACGAGUACAGCGACUACCCGUCGGGAGACCGGAAGCUGAGGAUGAGCGACCUUGAAAGGGACAUGUGACCGGGAAUGUUGUCUUAGCUACGUAUUAAAUUGGCAUGAAAUUGUACUGGUAACCCGUCGGGGUUCAACAUUCUGGUAUUGGAAAUUAUGAAUAAUUUUAUUCUUAACCCUAUAAUAAAUCUAACUGAUUUAUUACACAACACUACAGACAACAGCAAGGUAUAAUAAACCUUUAAAAAGAUCAAAACCACAUAUAAAGUUAACAAAGAAAAUCUCAUAGUCUAGCGAAGAAAACUUGGCUAUUUGUAAAUUAUUAUGAGCCCUGAUAACAACUUGUAGGGUUGAUACUUUUUUUUGUAAAUAUAUUAUUCCUGCUAAGUAUGGUAAAACCAGCUUAACAAAAAAAGAAGGGAUAUAUUAUAAUGCAUGCAUGACCCAGUAAUGUACGUUAUCCAAAUCUGACUGAAUAGCCAGACGAGAACAGUGUGAUUGGUAUUUAUACUAGCAACACGUACAAUAUACCACAGAGAAACCUCAUAACUCCAGGGGUUACUUCAUGUUCUGUUAGGAGAUGGUUAGAGAGCGUGACUCCUAGAGGUCCGAGGCUGACCAUAGUAGGAUACCUUACAUUAUCAGAUCAAUGAUGCAUUUCACUGUCCGUAUACCAGUGACCUUUACCAAUUUAAACAGGAAAACUAGGCAGCAAAUAGCGCUUUUAGACUGUCGGCAAAUUACAAGCAGUGGACAUUUUUAGUUGGGUGAAUUUUAAAUCAGACACAAAGUGCACUUAGAAAUCAGUGCAGCUAGUUUAUCAGUGGUAUUUAGGCCAUACCGAUGUGUAUACUAUACAUUGGAACUACAUUACAGCCAUCAGCAAGCACCUCUAUUCAUGUGCGUUAUAAUGAGAAUAUUGUCAUCGGAGGAACUAUUGCUUAUCGUUAUAUUCAUUUGAUAAAGACUGAGACAAAACUCCCACCAUUUACUAUAUUCCAAUACAUCAUUUGUGUGUUAUUUCAGUAUAGAUAGUUGACGAAAUGUGUCCCUGUAAGGAAACUGGUAUCGAUAACAGCACCUUUUUCAUCACGAGUGCUAUGUUUCGAAAUGAUGUAUGUCUAAUGGAUAUUUCAGUCCAUUCUGCUAUCUUGCUAUCGAGCGUUUUGCUAAAGCCUUGCUAAUCUUCUCGGAAUCUACUUAUUUUUUGCAUUAACACUAGCUAUCGACUCACAAACAGUGAGCUGAUGUCGUCUAUUACAGUGGUGUAGACGUAAACGGUAUUAAUAGCAUUUUUUCUGUUCUAAGGCGUCAGUUGCAUAUUCGAUGAUGUUAAACCAUUGUAAACAAGCAACAUAAAUCACACAUUUUGAUUAACAACUGUUUUAUUGAAUACGCUAAAAUUAAGUCAUUAAGCAAGGCUGACUUUUAACUUGAGUUUGUAGCUUAUGGCAUUAUUGAAAUAAUAGACAUAUAUCAGAUCUGUAAAGGUUAUAUACUCAGAAAUUUUAGUAAAAUAAAGACAUGCAAGUGUGUACUUUUUAAAACCCAAAUACGCUGAUCUCUUACGAAAGAACAUUAAUAUAAUUUUUCUUUUAUUCUCCAGGCUACGCAUUCUAACAUUAACCAAGUAUGACAUUUGUAUAAAAAAGCAUCCAUGUUCCAGAACCAAUCUACUAUAGAUGUGUGUUUACUUGUAUAUGGUUCCAGAACCAAUCUACUAUAGAUGUGUGUUUACUUGUAUGUGGUUCCAGAACAAAUCUACUAUAGAUGUGUGUUUACUUGUAUGUGGUUCCUGACCCAAUCUACUAUAGAUGUGUGUUUACUUGUAUGUGGUUCCUGAACCAAUCUACUAUAGAUGUGUGUUUACUUGUAUGUGGUUCCAGAACCAAUCUACUAUAGAUGUGUGUUUACCUGUAUGUGGUUUGAUUGUCGCCCCUUCGCCGUUGGUAUGUGCUAAAAGGAUAGUUUACUUUUUAUUUUAUGAACGACACCUACAGUCACCAUUGAGAUGGUCUAGUAUGUCUUGCUCAGCUUUGAAAGACAAAAAUACAUAAACUACACAAUUUUUAUUUUUCGCUCUAUAUUAUUCGAUGUUUUAAUUACAGAAGUUUACAACCUUCUCUAGUAUAUGUUAUGUUAGCUUUGUUGUGGUGACAAUAAUGAUCGACGCAAAAGUUCAAAAUGCUAGUUUUUAAAAAAAUGUCUGACAAUUUGUAAAUAUAUUACUAUAUUUUAUCUUCGAACGAUAAUUUUUAAUUCGUACUCAUGUCGUUUGACUUUUGAAUUUUAAUAUAUUUUUACAAAUUCACUUGUAUACAAGAUAGCCGUAAGUAUAAUCAGGCCUUUAGCAAUUGAAUUCUUUGUAAAUAUUUCAAUCUACGCAAUUUGUUAUUUCACAAGGAAUACCUGUUGUUUAACAGGGAAUGCCGAAAGGAGUUUUACACUUGCUGCUAGUAACGUUUCUUUUUACUACACAGCCUUCAGAGAUUUCCUUUACUGAUAACCAUGUAAAGAUUUCCUUUACUACACCACCAUUAGAUAUUUCCUUUAAGUUCGUCCAUUAGAGUGUUCCUUUACUGAUAACCAGUAGAGGUGUCCUUUACCUGUGGCCAGUAGAUGUUUUAUUUACUACACAGCCGUUAGAAUUUCCUUUAAUUAUCACCAGUAGAAGUUUCCUGUACUUAUGACCAGUACAUGUUUCCUUUAAUUUUGACCAUUAGAGGUUUCCUUUAUCAGUAGAGGUAUCAAACCCCCAUGGCCUAUAGUGUCUCCUUCACUUAUGACCAGUAGAGAUUUCCUUUACUUUGUACCAUCAAGAGGACAACUUUGCUUAUGAUAAAAGGAGGUUUCCUUUACUUACGACAAGUACAGGUUUCUUUCACGUUCAGCCAGUAGCGGUUUCCGUUUAGUGAUUGUCUACACAAUAAUGUAAUUUUGUACCAUUUUAAGAAAAGAUAACAUGUCUUUCAUUAAUCAGUUUGCCAGUGCGGAUUUGUUUGCAUCAUUAGUAUUUCAAACGUGAUUCAUUAGGCACUGCACUUUUACUACAUACCAUAUCGCCUUUUAGCAAGUUUUUAUGACGUUUCAAUAUCGUUUUUGAUGUGUUCGUACUAUUUUUGUGGAAAAUACAUUCCCCGUAUAAUUUAGUUUGUUUUGUACGCGUUUGAUCAAUAAUUGUAAAAAUAUCUUUAUCUUCCACAGGAUUAAUUGUGAUUAAGUUUUUAUUAUUCCGAUAUUGAUGAGCAACUCUUAUAUAUAUCAUAUCAUAUAUAGUGGUUGAAAUAUAAAACGUAUUGUAGAUAAUACCACUUCUUCUAUAUAUAUAUAACUAUGUAGGAGGAUAUAUCGAUGUAUGAGAUUUCUUCCAUGAUUGAACCAAUGUUGUUGGUAGGAGUCGCUACAUAUUUAGUUAAAUGAACUGUACAGGUAUAGCAUGUAUUUGAUGUUUUGUUGGUAUAUUUACGUUGCCAUCUAUGAAAUUGUUUGAACAACUUUUACCAUGUGUAUAUUACUAAUGUAUUAAUAAUCCUCUAUGUAAAUGUGUAUAUGUAUACUUUCAUUCCACGUGUGACGGGAUUUUAAAUAGACAGAUUUGUUUACCACUCGUGUGCAAACUUGAGCCUGUUACUGUACGCGGUGUUCUGUAAUAAAGUUUAGGUAUAAAAUAGUCGUACAGAUUGCAGACACUAUAAAUGCUACGUUCGAGUAGAUCAGGCGGAUGAUUAUUACAACAAUCAAUUUUAUAUAACCAAUCGGUUAAGAUUUUUACGAGAUUUGUUUCACCUUGUUUAGUUUCGAAUCUCAUGUUAUUUGAUAGUCAUAAUAAUAGUGAGUUUUAUGUACAUUGUAUUUUAUAACAACAUUGGAACAAAUUUUAUCAGCUUACAGCAUUCACUCUUUUUUGCCCUAAAGGCAGCACAAAGGGGUCUUAAAUGAUAACAGUAUAUUCCCGAUAUUAAACGAAGUGGUAGUUCCAUUAUAAACUAAUUUAAUUAUAAAUAAUAUUCCAGCAUAUUGCUGUUUUGAUUGAGAUGAGUUUUAAACACGUUAAUGACACUAUACACAGAAGAUCUCAGACGAGGCCUUAUUAUGUAGUGAUGAAAUUGGAACGAGUGUGUAAUCCUCUUCAUCAUUAACCCAACCACAACCUGCACCAAUUUUGCCUUAAAAUUAUGAGGUCAUCCUUUGGUUCUGUGUGACGUCACAGUGGGUGAUAUAACGGACAUUUGUUUGAUGGCAUUACCUGUUUAACGUUGCGGUUAGUAGUAAAAUCAAUGUCAUUUUCACCGAUAAAGGAGGCCGUUUUUCACUUUCGUGCUUGUACUUUAUCUAAUUAAAGUUCAAUAACCGGUAAGUCUUGUUAAAUCGUUAAUUCUUAUUUCUCUUUCAAUUUUUGUAAAUAGGAACUUAGAAGAUCGAGUAGAACACCCAAUAACUAACGUUUCCGCCCGUAAUUUUGUACAAAAAGUACACUCAAGCUCAGAUUUUACUUGUAUUACUGUCAAUUCUAUGUUAUGAAUUUAGUUUCAUGGUCGAUCAUUUCUGACUUGAAGUGAAAGUGAUACUUAACAUUUUUCAUUGAUCACAAAUAUCCUGUUAUACACCGUUUAUCGUAGUAGAUGUACGUUAUGUUCCUGUUUUCGUUUUACUUUUCUGUGAAAAGGUGUUAUAAGGACGCUGUUCCGUGUGUGAACAAUUAGCCCUCUUGUGUCGUUUGGACGUAGUGUGAUCAUAACGGUAAAGGACAAUUUAUGGAUAGGGGUUGGAAAAAAUCUAACCACACAAUGUAUGUAUAGUGCGGUAAAGGAGGCACAGUAGUGUAGUGAUAGGUUGCUGGACUCACUACCGAAGGGUUGCGGGUUCGAGUCACAACACGGCACUGUGUUGUAUCUUUGAGAAAGAUACUUUACCCCGCUUGUCCCAGUCUACUAAGCUGUUAAUGAGUACGUGGUUGGGCAAUGCUAGAAUUGUUGAAUGCUACCGGUAAGCGCCGAAAUGGCAGCACCUGCUG
Mizuhopecten yessoensis (Yesso scallop) is the source of this 6665-nucleotide messenger RNA. Its product is annotated as slit homolog 2 protein-like. The record is from RefSeq and is a predicted model, not a curated record. The transcript is spliced from 2 exons. Gene Ontology annotation, cellular component: extracellular matrix. Lineage: Eukaryota; Metazoa; Mollusca; Bivalvia; Pectinida; Pectinidae. The coding region runs from base 179 to 1720 and encodes 513 amino acids. Gene Ontology annotation, molecular function: protein binding.